AUGUCGACGAACGCGAAUAUUAUGAUUCAUUCAUCUUAUGAUAAUUUAUCGUUAAUAUCUCCAAAUAUCGGAGGUAGUACGGCAACAAAUAGUAAUUUCAUAUUCGAUGAAUUACAAGGUUAAGAUCAUAUUUCUCUCUCUCUCU
Messenger RNA from Adineta ricciae, 145 nucleotides. NCBI's taxonomy places the organism in Eukaryota, Metazoa, Rotifera, Eurotatoria, Adinetida, Adinetidae. The record is from the annotation of a GenBank genome assembly.